Messenger RNA from Stegodyphus dumicola, 7487 nucleotides. Its product is annotated as sal-like protein 1. Gene Ontology annotation, molecular function: DNA-binding transcription factor activity, RNA polymerase II-specific; RNA polymerase II cis-regulatory region sequence-specific DNA binding. The record is from RefSeq and is a predicted model, not a curated record. NCBI's taxonomy places the organism in Eukaryota, Metazoa, Arthropoda, Arachnida, Araneae, Eresidae. Gene Ontology annotation, cellular component: nucleus. Gene Ontology annotation, biological process: regulation of transcription by RNA polymerase II.
AUCGGAGCGAAAGUGGCUUUUGCAGCACUCCCCGUCGAGCAGUGUUUCGGGAGCCAGAAAACUUUCUCUUUUCCUCUCAGGAACAUCAAUGUGAUUAUUCCACCGAUUCUUCUCUACGGAGGCCACGCGCCAAAAGAGCUCAUUCCACCGUUGCCCGAAGUUGAAUGCAAAAUGGCGUCCGAUUAAAUAAUGAAGUCCUGUUUCUGUUUACCCAGUGACAACCAGCAUAAUGGACGAGUUGGACUUCAAAUGAUGUCUGGUAAACGGAGUGAUCAAGAUUGAGAAAAUACUUGGCUAAAGGAUGCGAAUUUGUCUCGAGGAGCUAUUCCAUGCGGUUCGGGAGGCACACGUUCUAUUGCGGAAGAGAGAGGAAAAAACUGAUAUGAUUCUUAAAAUAGCAGACGAUGUCAGUCAGAGAAUGAUUAGUAAAGAGAAUCAACAUUGGCGGGAAAUAUAAAUAACGAGAAAAAGAGAUAUAAAUAAGAAAAAUAAUGCUUAACAGAUAUUGUUCAAAAGCGAUGAUUUAUCCCCUAAUGCAGAAUUAAAGAAGUUCAUGGACUGCUAAUAGUAUUUAAUAAGUUUGGUACAAUUCGUAUUUUAUGAAAUCAUUGACUGCUCUAUUCUUUGAAAGAAAUUAGUGAUGGAUGCUUUUCUUGGAUUCAUGUAGUUCAAUAUCUUUCUAGGACCAUACAGCAAAACAAUACUCUUAUUAUUAUUUUUUUUAAUCUGUUACCAAUGGAAUAUUUAAAACAACUUUGUUCAGCAACUCUUCAGUUACUUUUAUAGAAGAUUUUUCAGAAAGUUUAAUAAAUAGAAUAAAUUUAUAAACUAAAAUUCGAAAAGCUAAUAUUUGAAAUCACCUCGAAAAGAACUCAUGACCAAAAGAAAAUAUUUUCUACCGAGUAAUAUUCUUUUCGAAUUGCUGAGUAUUGAGAAAUACCCUUGGUUUCUAUUGUCAAAAAGUUUUUCAGGGUAAAAAUUCUUCAGAUUUAAAAAAAAAAAAAAAAGCAUAUUUUGUUCUUCAGAACGGAAAAAUUGAAUAACACAAAAAUUUAAUACUCGAUUGUGGCAACAGGUGUCUGAAGCUAUAAAAGUUUGAGCUCGGCAAUUUUAUAAACAUAUGUACGAAUAUUGUUGCAUCUAUCUUUUUGGGAACUGGCAACAUGAUACGCAAUAUUACUUAUUAAAAAAGUGUAUUCGAAGAACCGUGAAUACUUACUAAAAAAUUAGAGCAUAGCCAUCAGUUUGGUCGACGCAGAAAUCUUUUAACAGAAGUAUAUCAGCGCAUUCAUCUACUCUCCCCCUGCUUCCCCCUUCUUUCGGAAGAAUAGAUAUCUCUAAAAAACUUCAGCAGAAUAUUCGCGAGUGACGUCACCGCAAGUUGAAAGAUGACGUGUGCAACUCCUCGCCCAAUCGGAGGCCGGCCAGCAAUUUCAUUAUGUUAAUAAGCGCGGUCGCAAAUUGAUAAUCAUAGCAGCGUCAUUUAGCGCAUGCGUAUAGUCAUCUUACUGUCAGGGGGGUGUCAGUUCACUGGAUCGGACAUCAGCUAGCUUAUAGUAAGCAGCCGAUAUGGCUAGGCGCAAGCAGCCGCGGCCCAAACACUUGGAAAAUUCCGAAGAAAUAGCAACAUCUCUUCAAAACGGUAUCUGUUCUGCAAGUGACACAGAAGACGAUGAACAUGUUUGUGGAAAGUGUCGAGCUGAAUUUCCCUCCUUGUCUGAAUUUUUGCAGCAUAAAAAGAGCUGUGUCAGCAAAAGACCAGUGCUGGUUGCACCGCUGGACUCUUCUAUGGACACAGAAGAAGAUGAUGAUCCUGACGAUUUGGACGAUAGGUUAUCUCCACCUCAGCUUAAUAAUGAACGGAAUGACAAUGACAGAUCUUUACCACCUAAGGAUUGGUUCUACGGUUAUAGCACCGGGGACAUUCGAUCCCUUCUGCUGUGUUCACAAAGGCCGGACUCCAAUGUCACACUCGAACAGUUGAAGAAUACAACAGUAGCAGUUGCACAGCACAGUCAAUUUGAUGAAGUUCAUCUCCGUGCGUUUUUCUCAAAGUUCCAGCAGCAGCAGGUUGAAUCUCUACAGUUGAUCAAGACUUUAGAGAAAAUGCUCCUAAACUCACAACCUUUGGCUCCACCACCUCUGAUAGGUACGGCGGCAUUGACGCCUCCACAGAAUGCAGAUCUUCCGCCUUCAGUGGGUUCUGUUUCAACACCCAUCACGUCUAUAAUGGCAGCCUAUCCACAAGGAACAACUCAGGAAAGCCCAGGGCCACCAAUACCUCCUCCCGAAACGAACAAUUUGGCACUGUUAGAGAAGCAAACAGAGAGGUACAUCCAGGACGUAAUGACAAAACGGUCAUUUUUAAUCAAUGGAAUCGAUGACGAUAACAGGUCCAAGAACAAGAAAUUCGAAAUGGAUCCAGCCAUGAGACACAGGUGCAACUUCUGCGGAAAGCUUCUUGGCAGUGACAGCGCUCUCCAAAUUCACCUUAGGUCGCACACUGGUGAAAAGCCCUUCAGAUGCAACGUAUGUGGAAGCGCUUUCUCAACAAGGGGCAACCUCAAGGUGCACUGCCAAAGGCAUAAGGAGAGAAUGGAACUGGUCGGAAGUGUAGAAGAACCCAAACUGUCCACUGAAAGCAACGCUACUGGGGCAGAUGGAAAACAAAGUCCAUCAAUGCUUUUCGCCCAUGAUGGUACAAACAGAGUUGAUACAUCAAAAGGAGAACAAGCUUUGGAUUUUUCAACUUCUAUCAAUGGCCGAAGAUCUCCUCAAGGCGAUGCUAAUAGUAGGAGCAUCUCGCCAAAUGAUAUGUCCAACUUCAGUGACAAUUCAGCGGAUAAUUCAUCUGACGAGAACACAGCCAAUGAUAACUAUGGAGAUUUAAAAAUCGAUGUAGAACGAUUUGAUGAUGAUGAUAGAGAUAAUUCUAAUGGUUUAGACGAUGAAGGUUCAGAAGCUGCAUCAACACGACCUUCGUUUGGUCCUUCUCCCACCUUUUCUACUUAUUUCCUUCCUUCCUCUUAUGAUAACUUUACAGCAUCUGCAUCGCAAACAACAGGAAAUAAUAAUAAUAAUCCUUCGAAUACUGAUGGCUCAGAUACUAUACUUCAAGAUCCUACAUAUUACCAAGACCUAUUGCCAAGGAUUGGGUCCAAUGACAAUUCAUGGGAAAGUCUGAUAGAAGUGACGAAGACUUCUGAGACAUCUAAACUUCAGCAACUCGUAGACAAUAUUGAACAUAAACUUAUAGAACCUAACCAGUGCAUUAUUUGCCAUCGUGUAUUGAGUUGUAAAAGCGCUCUACAAAUGCAUUAUAGGACUCACACUGGUGAAAGACCAUUUAAAUGCAAGCUCUGUAGUAGAGCGUUCACUACAAAAGGUAAUCUAAAAACGCACAUGGGAGUUCAUCGCACAAAACCAGCAGCAAGGCUCAUGCACCAAUGUCCAGUUUGUCACAAACAGUUUCCUAAUUCUGUAAUACUUCAGCAACACAUUCGAAUUCAUACAGGCGAUCCAUCAGUGCAAAUGCCACCGUUAUAUCAUUCAUGUGAAGACAGACCUCCUACAUUGUUGCCUCCGUCAUAUCCGAGACAAUACCUCAUGCCUCCCCAGCUGAUGAAUAAUGAACCUUUAGCAUUGACCAGUUCUAAAACGCAAGAACAACAGCGAACUUUGCCAACUAGCGAAUCGGUCAUCAAGACAACAGGAAUGGACACUAAUCUUCCGCAAACGUCAUGUGCAUCUCCUGAACUCAGUGCAACGAGUAGUUGUUCUCCAUCAUCAAAUGUAGAUGACAAUUCUACACUUAAAGAACCAAAGCCUCCUGUUUUAGAUUUAGUGCAACCACAUCAUGAUAUGUCUCCAAAAGAAAAAAUUCUCCAAUCACCUAUGGAUAAUUCCAAAGCCAAUGAGAUGAAUAUCACUCAGGGUAAGGAGACUAUCUCUGGCAACAGUACACCAGCAGAUAUGCAGCCCGACUUUGAGGCUAAUUUACAGCAAGAAUCGUGUACUCCAAAUCAUAAUCAGUCACCUGUUAGUGCCGUUGCAAACCAAGAAGUGGAAGACAAAAGUCCGACGAACAUGUCCAAUAAGUCUUCACCAAAGUUUUCUAGUCCUCCGGAGAAUACACUAAUAGUCAGUUUGGCUAGUGAUAGACCUUUACCUAUGACCUUACCGAGUGACUGCCCUAUACCUUUUACAGUUCACGGAAGCGAUCGCCCAUACCCACCUAUGAGUAUAUCCGGCUGUGCUCCUGAAUAUACCGCAUCCCUGGCUGCUUUAGAGAAUCACGUCAAAGGUAUAAAUAGCAAUGUUACUCAUCCCUUGCCAUUCCCUCCACAUUUUGGAUUGGGUUUGAAUAUGGCUAAUUAUUUCCGCGACUACAAUUAUCCGCAAAAAUCAACAGCUUCUUCUCCACCAGCAAGCAAGAAUGGAUCUGAUAUAUCAACUGAUGACAGGUCGACUCCUGGAGGUGCAACAAGUGGUAACAAAAGUGAUUCACCUAGAUCGAAUGCAAACAAUAGUCAGUCUACUCCGAAAUCUGAAAGCUCUAAUGGAGGAGGAGCUCUGGACCUUACACCCAGAAGUUCUCCUGCAUUUCAACGACCAGGAGCAACAGACGUAAAAAUUUUCGCCCCUUUAGUAGGCCUUCCUUUCGGUGCACCUCACCACCGUAUGAGUACUACUUGUCGUGUGUGUUACAAGACGUUUGCGUGUAAUAGUGCUCUUGAGAUUCACUACCGCAGCCACACCAAGGAGCGUCCAUUUAGGUGCGAAGUAUGUGACAGGGGUUUUUCUACAAAGGGUAAUAUGAGGCAACACAUGUUGACUCACAAAAUCCGCGAUCUCCCCGCACAAGUAUUUUCCGCCAACACCAACAACAACAGCUCGUCAUCAAAUACGAGCACGACUCUUAAGUUGGAAUCUAGCGGGGAGAAGUCUCCUAAGAAACCACCAGAAGAAGCAGCAAAACGUCCACCUACUGAAAACAGCUUACCCCUUCCUCAACCUAAGAGAUCUCCUGGGCAACCAAAGCAUCUCUGUCAAGUGUGCAAUAAACCGUUUUCUAGUGGAAGUGCGCUUCAAAUACAUAUGCGCACGCACACAGGUGAUAAACCGUUCCAGUGUCAUAUUUGCCAUAGGGCCUUUACUACAAAAGGUAAUUUGAAGGUCCAUAUGGGAACUCACAUGUGGAACAACAGUACUUCCCGUCGAGGCCGACGCAUGUCUUUGGACCUUGGACCUCUCCAGCUUCCUCCUAGUGGUAAGCCAGGAGAUUUUCCACAAACUUCGUAUUUUCCCUACCUCCCACCAUUCAUGAAUGGACUUCCUCCACCUCAACCACCCCCACCGCCACCACCGCCAAAAAUGAAUGAAAUUUCAGUCAUUCAGACAGCAGGCAUGACCAACGGAGGAGCACCUCCUGUCACUACCAGCUCUGCUGGAAAUUCUCAACAACCUCUGGCCCUGCUUUCCUCAGCAAGUAAGCAGCGAGACAGAGAGGAGUCAAAUAUUCAUCAGAAUCAAAAUCAGCAUUCUCAGGGAAAAGACUCUCACCCACUUUUACAACCAACUCCCGAGAUGGCAGUCUCGUGGCCUUGGAAGAUCUCGUGCAAUAUAUGUAACAAGAUCUGUUCCUCAUCCACGGAACUUGAGAUACACAUAAGAAACAAUCAUUGCAAAAAAGAAUCAUCCGAUUCAGAUAGAACGGAUUAAAUAUGAAAACCUUUUACAGGCUUUUCUUUUUGUAGCAGUCAUCUGUGUAUUAAGUUCCUAAAUACGCUAGUCGUUGUCAACUCAAACUCGUUGCUCAUUUUCUAUUUAAAGACGAGUCAUAGAGAAUCUUUUAACUGUGAUCCAUCAGUACUGUUUCUUUGUGCUUUGAAGGGAGCAUUGGGUCCUCGUACAAUAUUUAUACAUCUCAUGUCUUAUGUAUUAUACUAUGGAGGGUAAUGUGUUGUCCUCGUUGUACAAAUAUAUCUGUUUAUCAGCACAAAAGGACAUGUGUGCUUUUACUUUGAACUAAGAAUUUCGAUAUUCUGAACUAUUUUCCUUAUUUACGCAAGACGUUCCAAAGUGAGAAAUAUUAGAAAAAGAGAAUGGGCAUGUUCAAUCAGUCUGCUUUCUAUUAAAAUCAAAUAACUAAAUAUGCGUUUUAAAUGUACAUUAUUAGUGAUAAACAGAUUUGGUAACUAGGUGAUUUCCAUCGUUACCUGUAGUUUGAAUAAUCUCGAAGACGAGAACAACAUCGUGUUUCAGUAUUCAGAAUAGAAAUAUAAUUGUGACAAACUGUUUCUGUGUUAGGAGGAAUUUGUUUCCUGUUUUCCCUUCACUUUCAGUUAUUCUGUGAUAAUCGCGUCAUGCCAUUUGAUGUAAGCAUUAUAUAACUUAAUAUGUGUAGUUUUCAUUUGUGUGUAAAUUGAGUGUUUGGAUAUAUUGCUUGGAAAUACAAGCUGGCAACUUGUUAAUGUUUAACUUAUGUUUCCUCACCAUAUGAGUUCAAAUUUUUUUAAAUUUCAUUUAUAGAACUCAAAUUAUCUGAGUUGUAUAUAUGCAUGAUUAAUAUUGUGUGUUAUGAAGGAAAUUACGAUUAUUAUUUUCAAAUAUAAAAAAAGAAGAAAAUUGCUUAAAUAUAAGCUUCCGCUGCCAGCUUUGAUACUGCAAUACCGGCAUUACUCACUAAAAAUUUUAUAAAGUUAUAGAAUGGUUCUGUUUUAGUGCAAUCUAUCUACAGUAUGGUAAAAAAGUUUUAAGUGUAAUUUAUGGAACCAGAACUUACAUUUUGUAAUAUGGAAAGGUGCCAAAUAUAUUUCAGUUUAGCAAAGCAAUUAAUAAUUUUGAUUUUUUUAAUUUUCCUGUUUUUAUUGUAGUAGUUUUCGAAUUUGUAGUAUUUAUUUAAAAAGUGAUUAAUAUUUUUUACAAAUUAGUGAGUAUGUUUGUCCAAAAAUCAAAUUUGAAUUAUAAUAAUGCACGCAAAUUUUUAACUUAAAUCUGACCUUGCGUCAGGCCAUUUUUGCCCCCAAUAUAUUUUAUUUUUCAACUGAAUAUAAUUUCAGAUUAUAAUUUUUGAAGUCUAUAAAUGAAAUAAGUAUCUCUUUUUUUUUUUUUAAUUUUCAAUUUGAAAAUCAUUUUAGAUAAAAUUUAUUUUUCAAUUAAUAUUAAAAUCACCUGAAUUGCAAGUGCAGAAUUCACAACUAUUGCAUUUAGGUACAGGCAAAAUGUUCUAAUUCUUCUUUAUUUUGUUGUUUACCAAUUGAUUCAGUGGAUAUAACAACUGAUUUUAAUUAUUGUUUUUGUGUAAUUUUUUUGAGGCUAUUUUAUUUCAAACAUUUUAUAGCAUCAUCAAAGUUUCAAUCAUGUCAAAAAUUUUAGCUCCAUUCCUUUGCUAUUCAGUUAAGAAAUGUGAUUACUAUAAUAAAUAGUUGAAAUAAAUUAAUGAUUAUUUUUCACUUAUAAUUAAAAGUGAAACUUUUAUUAAGAUA